AUGCCGACGCUGGAAGUCGCGGCACUCUUGGGUCAGCGCCUUACGGAAGGGCUUCGUGUAACCGCCGCCGCGGUUGUGAUGGACCGCAUUGUUGUGGUGGGAACCGACGUGGGCUGCGUCCUCGCCUUUGCGCAACCGAGCAGUGCUGCGGCGGUGGAUACCGCUGGCGUCUGCGUGUAUGCGCGCGCGCUGCAUCAUGGGCCGGUGCACUGCCUCUGCGCCUCUACCUCCCAGCUUGUUGCCUCCGCCGGCCACGAUGCGGCGCCUGUCGUGCAACCCACUUUAAACCUCCUGACGAAUGGUGAGGAGCGGAUGGGCCGCCUGUCGGGUCACACGCUACCGGUGAUGGCAAUGACAUUUUUCUCCACAGGGAACUGGCUAGCGACCUGCGGCGUAGGCGGUCGUUUCAUUGUCUUUGACACCACGACUCGUUCCUUGCUUUGUGAUGUGCGAGUCGAGUUUUCGCUGCGCUGUUUGGCGCUUUCGCCGGACGAGACCACCUGCUUUCUCGGCGGCACACGGCUCGCCCGCGUCGACCUGUACGACAACGAUCGCCUUGUCGAGCCAAUGGUCCGGCGGGAUCCCCCGUUGUGGCUCCAGCAGUACUCGUGGUCGAGCGGAGGCGAGGAGUUUGUGGCGGAAGCACCUGAAGACCUUUUUAUUGCGCGACUCAUAGUGACAACGGACCGCCUCACAGCGGUUUUUCGCCCUCGUGGCGAGGGAGAAAGCGGCGGCGCGAUCGCCACGUGGGGCCUCGGUGCGACAGACUUUUGGCUUUCCCGUAACUUUUGUCGUGUGGAGAGUAAAACGUCAGGGGAGACGGCAGAGGAGCCAUUGCGGUGUCCAGCAUUUUCUGAUAUUCGCUUGGAGACGGCGGCGCCGGAUGCGUCACCGGUUCUGCGGGCACACUACGGCUGGGACACGUGGCAACGGGCUCGUGUACUGGUGGAGCCUGCACUGCCUCUUCUCGCCGUGAGCAGUGAUGAAGAUCUGGCGGGGAGCCUUUCGGCUGCGUUAGACAACACACCGGUGGGGCAACUGGCCUACGAGGAGGAACGGGGCCGCAAGCUUCAGGCGGAGUGCGAUGAACUCGUGCGCCUCCUAAAGGCCAAGAUGAAUCGGGACGGAAAGAAGCGGGGUCGCUCGUCCGCUACGGCGUGA
Messenger RNA from Trypanosoma rangeli, 1161 nucleotides. RefSeq lists its product as uncharacterized. The transcript has a single exon. Bases 1 to 1161 code for a protein of 386 amino acids. Gene Ontology annotation, molecular function: protein binding. The record is from RefSeq and is a predicted model, not a curated record. Lineage: Eukaryota; Euglenozoa; Kinetoplastea; Trypanosomatida; Trypanosomatidae.